This is a messenger RNA of Triplophysa dalaica, 748 nucleotides long. RefSeq names its product mitochondrial ribosomal protein L13 (gene mrpl13). The coding region runs from base 96 to 635 and encodes 179 amino acids. Gene Ontology annotation, cellular component: ribosome; mitochondrial large ribosomal subunit. Gene Ontology annotation, molecular function: structural constituent of ribosome; mRNA binding. The record is from RefSeq and is a predicted model, not a curated record. The transcript is spliced from 7 exons. NCBI's taxonomy places the organism in Eukaryota, Metazoa, Chordata, Actinopteri, Cypriniformes, Nemacheilidae. Gene Ontology annotation, biological process: translation; negative regulation of translation.
GAACUGUUUUCUUUUCAGCUGUUGUUUGGGGAAGAAAUUUGCUGCUGUACCGAAAGAGCCACAUUGAGGUCAAACCUUCCAAAUGUUCAUGUAAAAUGUCUAGUUUUUCAAGAUCUGCUCAGCAAUGGGCGACUUUCGCAAGAUCGUGGUUACUUAUAGACGCAAGGCUACAACCUCCAGGGAAGAUUUCCACUAUGUGUGCAGUGAGACUUCAAGGAAAACAUAAACCCAUUUACCAUCCACUGAGUGAUAUUGGAGAUCAUGUGGUGGUCAUGAACACUAGACACAUCGCCUUCUCUGGAAACAAAUGGGAACAGAAAGUGUAUUCGUCUCACACCGGUUAUCCGGGAGGUUUUAAACAACUCACUGCAGCCCAAAUGCACAGAAAAGACUCUACAGCUAUCAUUAAACUGGCAGUUUACGGCAUGCUCCCCAGAAACCUCACCAGAAGGACCAUGAUGCAACGGCUUCACCUCUUCCCAGAUGAUGUGAUUCCUGAGGAUAUUUUGAAGAACCUGACAGAGGAACUUCCGCAACCCAGAAAGAUUCCUCGCAAGCUCAGCGAGUACACGCAGGAGGAGAGAGAUGCGUUCCCCUUGCUGUGGAACCCGCCAGAAGACUUCAGGAUGAAAUGAGCGUCAUCGUGCGGUUUUGGGGAAUCUUGCGUCUCAGUCUGUUCAACUGUUGGAAAUGUUUCUUUUGUAUUAAUGUCUGUGUAAAAUAAAUUAUCUCAAUGUGUAAAAAUAAA